GUGUGUGUUCUGCUGCAGUCCGCCGCGCCGCGCCGCCUCCAUCACUAUCAAGGGAUAGCAUGCGGAUAUGGACGAGAGGGUUUUGGGAGAUGUGCCUACAGAGGGCAGUGAAGGAGGACGCAGAUUCGGCAUUUACAGAGCCCACAGUCCCGACCCUAAGAUGAGUAGUAUCAGCAAAGUGAGGCUGGCGUUUGUCAUAGCCAUUGCUGCUGUUGUUACUUUUGCUGUUUUCUUCCCUACGAUACAAUACGCAUCAAGGGCAAGCAAAAAGUCUGUAUCGUUGCGAUAUCCUGGUAACAUAAAUAGGUCUUUGGAUAAAAAUCCAUCAUCUAUAGUUAAAUCUUCGAAUUGCUCUGCAAGUGUCUUUGCAUUCGGACAUGACUGUAAAGAAAAUUUAACCAAGUCUUCUAUGAACAAUUCUUUCACGAGUGACGUUGAUAUUUCAGUUUUAGAAGUAAAAACUUUAGACGACAUCAGUAAAACACAAAUCCAAGACCUGAGCUCCGAUUUGAAUAAAGGCGCUUCUGACACACAUACCUUCAAAGUCCAAAGGUCAGGAAGAAGCAGAUGGCCCAAUUUAUCAACUCCUUAUCCUUAUUAUAACUUACCAAAACCAACACCCUCGACCACUGAAAUGAACAUUCAACAAACUAACAUAUUUGCUAUUCCAUCAGACCUUAUUAGUGAUAAUUUUUUCCAGUCACACUAUCCAAGAGUAAACUUUACUCCUCCUCCUUAUGUUUUCACUCCGUACCCAAAUUUCACUGAUAGCUAUGCACAGCUGUCUCCUUAUAAAACACCUAAAAAUAGCAGUAACUUCGAUGAAGUUAUGACUUAUUUGAAAAUGAACGGAGCAGCGGACAAACUCUCACAGAACGAGAUGAGUGAAAAUGUGUUACAGACUCGAACAACAACGAUGCGGGUUAGUGGAACCUAUAUCAUGCCGUUCGAUAAAAGGAGACCAGGAGAAAUUAUCGUAUCUGGGACAGAUGAAGACGAAAAUGGUAGUCCAUAUUACAAUGGACAUGCUUACGUCACCGAUCCAUUUCUAAAAUUCAGACCUUCAAAUCCACUAGAAAUAAACCGAUUAAUACCUAUAAAGUCAGGAUUGGAUACUGGUCCUCGAUUUCGAAAACCGAUAUCUUUCGUGCCAACGUCAUCUAUAGCAGUAGACAUCACUCCUCCCCGUCCGCCCACUGAUUCAGAACUUCAGUCGGUUAGAAGCCAUACGGUGGCCAUCUUUCACUCACCUGCUACAGUACCGUCUAGACCACCGCUGUUGCAGAAGACGACACCUGCCCCUACGAAAGAGAAGUCCAUGAGUGUUACUCUGGACAUAUAUCCUGUCACAAUGGAGACUGACUCAGAAAUAAACAACGCUCCAUCGGCUCCACCAUGGAGAGAGCGUGGACGCCCUAACUCCAAGUGGAGGCCUAAGUCUACUGAAAGGCCGAGGUGGAAGCCCCAGGCUACAAGGAGGCCAGUUCCAGCCCCUCCAAAACCACCUUCCAGACAACCACAUGGUUUUACAUCUUAAUCUGUAUCCAAACAAAAGAAAAACUUAUUCGCCUCCCAGGAGAUCAAGAGUAGAGAGCUCGUCACAGCUGCGUAACAAGACGACAAUGUCAGGUGGUCAGUUCCUUGCUCGAAGUUCUAAAAAUCCUGAAGAAGAAGAAGAAGAAGACGAGCAAGAAACAACUACUGCCUUGCCACUA
This is a messenger RNA of Homalodisca vitripennis (glassy-winged sharpshooter), 1715 nucleotides long. RefSeq lists its product as uncharacterized. The record is from RefSeq and is a predicted model, not a curated record. The coding region runs from base 68 to 1537 and encodes 489 amino acids. The transcript is spliced from 6 exons. Lineage: Eukaryota; Metazoa; Arthropoda; Insecta; Hemiptera; Cicadellidae.